Histoplasma capsulatum G186AR is the source of this 2022-nucleotide messenger RNA. Its product is annotated as serine/threonine-protein kinase. NCBI's taxonomy places the organism in Eukaryota, Fungi, Ascomycota, Eurotiomycetes, Onygenales, Ajellomycetaceae. The transcript has 2 exons. Gene Ontology annotation, biological process: protein phosphorylation. The record is from RefSeq and is a predicted model, not a curated record. Gene Ontology annotation, molecular function: protein binding; ATP binding; protein kinase activity. The coding region runs from base 1 to 2022 and encodes 673 amino acids.
AUGGAGGAUCCAAACCUUAUUAUGACAAUAACAGGACCGGCGGGACAUCCAGCCGAGUGCAUCAAACUUCCCCACAAUAGCUCACGCUACAUUACCCCGCUAGGGGACAAUCAGGACACGCGAAGCCGGAGUCCUUCUGCUGAAUAUUUUGAAGAGGACGGCAACGACUCGGGGUACAAUGACGAACCUCGGGGGAGUCUACAGUUAACCUUCAAUAAUCCACCAAAAGAUAUCACCCGGGGAUUCGUGUUUGGAACCGAAAAGAAGAUAUGUGAUGUCUUGCUUGCCAGAAGGAAGAGACAGGGUAUAAGCGGAGUUCAUUUUUGUAUCACAUUUGAAAGUGAAAAUCAUCUUGUGUUGAGAGACAUAUCAACCAAAAAUACUGCUGUCAGUUAUAACCGCUGGGGGGAGAAGUACAAGCGGAGGGGUUUCAAGUGGAUUCUAAAUCUCGACAACGAGCCACGGAAAAUCAGCAUCCAUCUCUUUGAUGGCUUCCGUCUUGACAUCACACUACCAAACCACGCUUCCUGCCUGAAGGAGUACUAUGAGAAUGUGAACUCUUAUGUGAAAGAGAGUCAAGAUUCCGUUCUCGCUCUUGGUGGGCUAAACGUACCUAGCCAAGACCCAACUCGACAACGGACUCCCUUAGACGACCCAAUCUAUUUCCCCCUACGCAUUAUUGGAAGUGGCACGUAUGGGACAGUUUGGAAGGUUAUAGAUGUGAGCACCGGGAUCUCAUAUGCCUCCAAGAAACUUCAUUCUCCUGUCGAUUUACAGGAAAGGGCCGAAAACCAGAUCGAAGCGAUAAAGACCGCCAGGGAAGAGUUCGAAAGUGAAAUGCGGAUAAUGAAGUAUCUUGUGCAUGACCAUAUUGUUCAGUUUGUGUGCUCGACAGUAGAUCCGUUGCAGAUCAUUAUGGAAUUUAUGCCACUGGGAAAUCUAAGAUACCAGCACAAGGUUGACCCGAUCGACACCUCAGAAAUCCAACUGCUUCUUGCCCAAGCGCUGGACGCUCUUCGUUUCAUGCAUUCCGCAAAUAUCACACAUCGAGAUGUCAAACCAGAAAAUAUCCUCGUUGGUUCCAGAAAAGACUCCUUUAGUAUUAAAUUAAGCGAUUUUGGGUUUUCUAAAGUUGGUAGCAGUCUCAAAUCGCAUCUUGGGACACCAGCUUACGAGGCACCUGAACUCUCACUAUACAAGCGCCAAAGUAGAAACUACGACAGCAAGGUUGAUAUCUGGGCUCUCGGGGUCGUCAUUCUCGAAUACACCUAUGGUGUGCCGACAACACACUGUGACUACCAUGAGGCCGUCGCAUCCGCCGCCGAGGAGGCACUAACUAGUCACCCAAACAGCCGGUUCUUUUUCAUGUUGUCCAGAAUGUUGCAGGCUGACCCGAGAAACCGGGCAUCUGCCAUCGAGCUUUUUGAGGGGGAACCCACAAUUGAUUUUAGCUCAGAAAAUAGUGGAGGAACUUCGGGUUCGAUAACCCCAACAAAUAAUCGUAGCCCUUCUAUUCACGCAAGCGGAGUCUCAACACCCCUAGACAGCGUACGGCAAGUUCCAGCGGCCAACAUCGAGCCAUGCACGCCAAAACGGCAACGAUCGUGCACUAAUUCCAGUGCCCGUCGUGUCAAGCGCCCACGAAAUCUGACAAACUCUGACACUCAGGGCCAGUUUCAAAGCGACAAAACGGUGAAAAACGUUGGAAUUGCUGCAAAGGCCCAAUGUGAUGCUGGAAGUCGUAGGUGCCUCGAAAAUAGUUACCAAGCCGAUGAUGCUGGCGACCUUGAUUGUAGGCAAUCAGAUGCAACCGAUGGGAAACACGACAAUGCAAGUCCAGGCUUGACGAGUAGAUCCGAGAAACAAAGGGAGCGCCAGGCGGAGUCCUUGACAGUUCCGUCUUUGGUGGAUAAGAAGCGACGGCAUGAUCCCAGCGCAGGCGCUGCUCAGCCGUUGUCGGGUCAAUCACGGAACACGGGCGUCUCUACCGUGGCCGCUUCGCUGACGAGUAAUAAAUCAUAA